This is a messenger RNA of Eleginops maclovinus (Patagonian blennie), 3575 nucleotides long. It is a transcript of the gene slc5a6b, whose product is annotated as solute carrier family 5 member 6. Gene Ontology annotation, biological process: sodium ion transport; biotin transport; pantothenate transmembrane transport. The record is from RefSeq and is a predicted model, not a curated record. NCBI's taxonomy places the organism in Eukaryota, Metazoa, Chordata, Actinopteri, Perciformes, Eleginopidae. Gene Ontology annotation, cellular component: membrane. Gene Ontology annotation, molecular function: sodium-dependent multivitamin transmembrane transporter activity.
GGGGGGGGGGGGGGGGUCUGAUGUCGCAAUCAGAACAGAUGAUCACAAGAGAGCUGCUGCAGAGUGAAGGCUCCGACUCUCCCUGAUGGACGCGGCGCUGCAGAAGCGUUUCUCGGCGCUGGACUACGUGAUCUUCGCGCUGCUGCUCGCUACCUCCCUCGCCAUCGGGCUGUACCACGCUCUGUCGGGGGGGCGGCAGCGCACCACGCAGGAGUUCCUGAUGGCCGACCGCAGCAUGAGCUGUCUGCCCGUCUCGCUGUCGCUCAUCGCCUCCUUCCAGUCCGCCGUGGCCAUCAUCGGCGUGCCGGGGGAGAUCUACGCCCACGGGACGCAGUACUGGUUCAUCGGCUGCUCCUACGUCCUGGGCCUCCUCCUCCCUGCUCACAUCUUCAUCCCCGUUCUCUACAGACUGAGGAUCAGCAGCGCCUACCAGUAUCUGGAGCUGCGCUUCAGUAAGGCGGUGCGAAUCUGUGGGACCGUGACCUUCAUCUUCCAGACGGUUGUGUACAUGGGACUGUGUGUGUACACUCCUGCCUUUGCACUGAACGCAGUUACUGGAUUUGAGAUCUGGGCCGCCGUGCUCGCCAUCGGACUGGUGUGCACGUUGUACACGACCAUCGGGGGUCUGAAGGCCGUGAUCUGGACGGACGUCUUCCAGACCGCGGUGAUGUUUGCUGGGCAGCUGGCCGUCAUCGUGGUGGGGGUGCAGAAGACCGGGGGAGCGUCGGAGGUCUGGAGGAAAGUCCGGGAGGGAAACCGCAUUGCUGGCCUCGAUCUGAACCCGGACCCCACGGAGAGACACACCUUCUGGACCCUGGGGGUUGGGGGGGUGUUCCUCAUGCUGUCCCUGUACGGAGUCAACCAGUCCCAGGUGCAGAGAUACCUGAGCGCCCGCUCGGAGAGGGAGGCUGUCAGGUCAGUAUACAUGGUGUUCCCCCCCCUGCAGCUCUCUCUGGCUCUCAGCUGUGUGAUGGGGCUCGUUAUGUUCGCUCGUUACUGUGGAGAGGAAUCCCCGCUGGGCACCUCCAACAGGGACGCUAUGGUGAUGUAUUUUGUGAUGGACAUGCUGGAGGGGCUGCCGGGUCUCCCUGGUCUGUUUGUGGCGUGUCUGUUCAGCGCUGCGCUCAGCUCCAUCUCCUCCUCCUUUAACUCCUUGGCCACGGUGACGAUGGAGGACCUGAUCAAACCUAGAUUCCCCACCAUGACGGAGGCCAGAGCCACGCUGCUGUCCAAGGCUUUAGCGCUGUUCUACGGGCUGCUGUGUCUCGCCAUGGCCUUCCUCACUCACCUGAUGGGAGACUCGGUGCUGCAGGUGGCGCUGAAGAUCUUCGGGAUGGUUGGGGGUCCGGUUCUGGGUCUGUUCUGUCUUGGGAUGUUCUUCCCCUGGGCGAACUCCACCGGGGCAGUGGCGGGUCUGCUGUCCGGACUGGGUCUGGUGUUCUGGGUCGGGGUCGGCAGCAUUGUGAACCGCGGCGCCGGCACCAAGACGCUGCCUCCAAGCUGCAGAGCUGCAAACGCCUCGGCGCACCUGCAGGAGGUGCUGUGGAACGUCACUCUGAGCCGCCCCUCCGGACUGAAGAGGCUGUACUCGCUGUCCUACAUGUGGUACAGCGCCUUCAGCUGCCUCAGCGUCGUCUUCGUCGGACUCUUCGUCAGCUUCCUCUCAGGCCCUCUGAAGGAGGAGGACGUGGCUCCAGGAACAGUUUAUCCGUGUUUAGGGAAGCUGCUGUGUUUCCUUCCUGAACGUCUGAAGAAGAAGCUGUGCUGCGUCACGCCGCUGGGACACACGCUGGCGGCUCCACAGAAGGAGAUGAACAGUCUGACUCAGGAGGACGGAGAACCAGCGGAGGCUCAGACUCUGCUGAUUGAGCGAGAAACUAACGUGUGAAAUAUACGUUAAACAUCUGGAGACACGAAGCACUGGAACUGAACAGAUGUGCAGACAUAUCUCAGUGUGCAGAUCAUCUCUCUGGAUAAUCAGUAUACUUUUAUUGCACAUAGCCUGCUGCUACUCUCGUGACUUUCAGACUGUUUUGCGUCGUAAUUUCCUGCUGACUCAUCACUAACGCUUCAGGCUUUUAACAAUCUAAACGGUUUCCCAUGACGAUAUCCAGAUCCUCCAGUCCACGCUGCAGGAUCCCUCCAUCGCGCCGUACACCUCCUCGCCCCCAGUGCAUCUUGCAUUUGAUUCGAGCGUGGCGUGGAGCGUGCAGGAGGCCGGAUACGUAGCCCGAUGAGAAUCUAAAGAACCGAGUGUCUCGCUGUUCCUCGAGUUUGAGAGUUCCUGCACGGCCGCAGACGUGUUGCUUCUUGCAGGUUUCAAUGAGAUGGAGGUUCUGCCUGUGGUCUGUGUGGCGUGUCAGGAAGGAUCCCUGGUCUUUAAACUGCAAACUAACUCAGGAGACAGAAGCUGCUAAGGGCCUCUAUUUCUCCACUUAAGUAUUCAAACUCUCAGUAGCUGUGAGGACCAAAGUGCCUCCUCCCUCAUCUCUGUACACUUAGCUAAGGUGCCGACUGUUUGUGCAACACGCCGACUCGAUGAACUAAAUCUCUGGACAUUUACAGUCUCUACUCAUGCAUUAGCUCAGCUGGACAUACUCGGGAGCCAGCCGGCGACAGCCCGUCUGAGGGUGGAGUGUUUACGGUACAGGAGUGAGGUUAACGACCAGUCCGGCGCUUCCUGGGAGCUGUGCAGAUUAAUUACACACCCGACGUGACGCAGAGUAAGAGCUGAAUAUCGCCGACAGAUCCGUUCUGCUUUUCUAGUUUGUUUUUUUAUUUGGUCGCCUUUGCUUUGCUUACGUGAUGUGUGUUCUGUAAAGCGCUGCAGCGGAGCCGAUCGACACACAAUCCAUUCAGAAAAGACGUUCCUAUUCCCUUAAAACAUGCUUUCUGAAGAGACAUUUGGAGUUUUCGAUAAAGCAUUUGAUAUUCAGGCCAAAGGAAAGUAAUGUAAAUAAAACUUCACCGUAUGAUUUCAAAUAAAUGUGCAAAGUAAAACUAAUCUGGACGGAAGCGUAAAUAAUUUGGGUAUUUAAACAUGCAUUCAGGGUCAGAAAUCAGGAGGGUAAAAAUACCCUAAAUGUAUUUAAUUUGAUCAUUUAUGACUCUUCUUUGAGUGUGUGAUCUCCCUAUAUUCUUUUUGAGACUAAAUACGAAGUGUACGCCUGCACUGACACGAGUAGCGCAGCGGACGCUCCCUGGAAAACGAUCCCCACGGAUCUUGGUUUACAGAGGGUUUCCUGAUGUUUUGUCUGAGCUCUUUGUGUUUGAUGGAGAGUGAACUGCACUACACUGUUUGUAUCAGAUCCCUGUGAACUUUAAGGCAACUGUAAAUGUGUUAUAGCUGUACUCGGAGAACGGUGCUUCCUUUUGAAUAAUGAUGAACGAGUGAAUGUGUCUGUGUCGCAGCUUUGGAACUGACAGAAACUCUUAUUUUGAAAAGAGGGUUUUCCUUGUUUAUUACAAUUGUUUUGCAAUCAUAUUUUCCCGUUAAUUGAAUUGAAAUUGGUUAUUGGAAAAUGUCUGUUCUGAUUGUUUACAGUAAAUAAACUGGAUGGUAAUAAGUAAUGUCA